AUGUCACCACCACCCUCUGGCGGCAAGCGCGAGUCUGCGCAGGCGCGACUUCUCGGUUCGGGUCUGUCCGGCAUUGCCGAGCUGCUCGUCUUCCACCCGGUCGACACGGUGGCCAAACGACUCAUGUCGAACAAGGUCUCUGGGCUCUCGAUGGCUCAGGUGGUCUUCAAGGACAAAGCCUCGGCCAACUUGUCCACCAAGUUCGUCUCCCUCUUUCCUGGUCUUGGCUACGCUGCGGGGUACAAAGUGCUUCAACGCAUCUACAAGUUCGGCGGACAGCCGUAUUUCAACGACUACCUCACCUCGCAUCACAAGUCCAAGUUCGAUUCUCUCUUCGGUGAACGUGCUGGUAAAUCGAUCAUGUCUGCCACAGCCGGAUCGCUGACCGGUAUCGGUGAGAUUGUCUUGCUGCCACUGGACGUGCUCAAGAUCAAACGUCAGACCAACCCGGAAGCCUUCCGUUCGCGUGGCUUCCUCCGUAUCUUGGCAGAUGAAAACGUCAACCUCUACCGCGGUUGGGGUUGGACCGCCGCCCGCAACGCCCCCGGCUCCUUCGCCCUCUUCGGCGGCUCCGCUUUUACCAAGGAAUACAUCUUCGGCUUGAAAAACUACAACGAAGCUACCUGGACCCAAAACUUCUUCGCCUCCAUCGGCGGUUCCGUCGCCUCCAUCACCGUUGCUGCCCCACUGGACGUCGUCAAGACAAGAAUCCAGAACGCAAACUUCGAAAGCAAGGUCGGUGGCGUCACCAUCAUGAAGGACAUGAUCCGGGAGGAAGGGUUCAGUGCCUUCUUCAAGGGUCUGACGCCAAAGGUGCUGGUCGUUGGGCCGAAGCUGGUGUUCAGCUUCACGAUCGCGCAGAGCUUGAUCCCCUUCUUCGGACGAUAUGUGUAG
Molecule: messenger RNA, 894 nt
Organism: Kalmanozyma brasiliensis GHG001
Lineage: Eukaryota; Fungi; Basidiomycota; Ustilaginomycetes; Ustilaginales
Product: Mitochondrial substrate/solute carrier
Exons: 1
Coding region: 1-894 (297 amino acids)
Cellular component (GO): mitochondrion
Molecular function (GO): guanine nucleotide transmembrane transporter activity
Source: RefSeq, a predicted model, not a curated record